This is a messenger RNA of Syzygium oleosum, 1452 nucleotides long. RefSeq names its product probable WRKY transcription factor 62. The record is from RefSeq and is a predicted model, not a curated record. Gene Ontology annotation, molecular function: sequence-specific DNA binding; DNA-binding transcription factor activity. The coding region runs from base 1 to 1161 and encodes 386 amino acids. Lineage: Eukaryota; Viridiplantae; Streptophyta; Magnoliopsida; Myrtales; Myrtaceae. Gene Ontology annotation, biological process: regulation of DNA-templated transcription. The transcript is spliced from 5 exons.
AUGGAGCGUUCCGCUUGGCCCAAGAACCUCUCCUCAAGCCGCAAGCACGCGAUCAGGGAGCUCCUCCAUGCCCAGAAUCCCACAAAGAUGCUCAGAGAUCUCUUCGACGUUCACUCUCAAACUGGCAAUAACACAGGGCAGCCCUUGUUUUCGGAAGAUCUGAUCGUCAACACCCUCAGGUCAUUCAGCAACACCCAAUCCCUAUCAAGCAGCUCCGAGUCUUACGAGGUCUUACAGGUCCCGAUCAACACCCGGUCCCAAAGACUGGAUCAUAAUUUGAUCGACGAUGGGCAUCAAUGGAGGAAAUAUGGUCAGCAAGCGAUUCUCAACUCGGAUUACCCGAGGAACAACUUCAGCUGUGCUCACAAGAUCGACCAAGGAUGUCAAGCCACCAAGCAGGUCCAAAAGAUAAAGGAUGACCCACCCGUUUACAGUACCAUUUACCAAGGCCACCACACUUGCAAGAACCUCAUCCUCAAAUCCCCCCCGCUCAUCUUGGACUCACCAAGCCCUGGGGACUCCUCCAUCCUCGUCAGUUUCAACACCAGCCUCACUCCCAAGCAAGACCACAACAACAACAACCCCUUCUCUUCAUCAACUUCCUCGUCGGUGAAACACGAGCCGAAGCUGCCCAGCGAGGAUGAUCUGAUCCCCUGCAGCGGCUGUCACGACGGCAACAGCAGCAACAACAAUAACCAGCCCACAUCAUCCGACUACUAUGCCGUGUUCGAAUCAGCCAGGGAGAUCUGGGCCCCGUUGUUGGAUCAAGGUGACGACGACAACGACUACAAAAAAACUUCAGAUACAUGGACAAGACUAGACCAUAAUUUGAUCGACGACGGGUACUCAUGGAGGAAAUAUGGUCAGAAAUUGACUCUCAACCGCAAAUUCCCUUGGUGCUACUUCAGGUGCGCUUUCAGAUUCGACCAGAAAUGUCUAGCAAUCAAACAAGUCCAAAAGAUGCUGAAUGACCCACCCGUUUACGAGACCAUAUACCGAGGCCACCACACUUGCGGAAACCCCAUCCUCGAAUCGACCCCAAUCAUCCUGGAUUCACCAAGCCCUAGGGACUCCUCAAUCCUCUUCAGUUUCAACACUAGCCUCAUUGCCAAACAAGACAACAACCACCACCCUAUCUCUUCUCCUUCAACUUUCUCAUAAGUGAAUCAGGAGCAAAAGUUGCCCAGUUAGUGAGGAUGAUGUGAACCCCCACGGCCACAGCCAAGACAGACAAUAGCAACAACAGCAAUCAAUCCGCAUCAUCCGAUUGUUACGCUGUAUUCAAAGCGGCGGGGGAGAUCUAAGCCCUGUCGUCAGAUCAAGGGGAUGUGAUGUUUAGCGUCUCAUAGCUUCGAUAUGAUUGUGGGGUCUGAGUUUGAUGAUCUGUUGGAUUAUGAACUUCAAUGUUGAUUUUGGUGUAGGUUUCUUCAUUAAUGUGCGACGUGUUUGCUA